UAACCUAUAGGACAGAGACUGCAUGUGUGUCUGCCAGUCUGCCUGCUUGCCUUCUCCAACAGAGCUGGAAUCUGUAACAGGACACCAGGAGUACCCCACCCUUGUACAUAACAGCAUGUGAUACUAAUCAGUACUGUUUCCAUAACAGUUCUCUGCUGUAUGGCACACAGGUGAUUCAACUGGUUUAUUCUGUAGGCAGACAAACUUACCUUCAUCAAGCUUUAUACACACACACACACAUGGAAUAAUGGUGGAAAGUUUUGCCAGCAGAAAGGCAUUUUGUACAAAACCAGCAUAAUAUUAAUGCAGCAGUGUAAUAUUUACCAGUAUUGAACACUGGAUGACAAGAUGAGAUGGAUCUCUUUUUUUGGAUUAAUCAGCAAGUGCAGAAGAUCAACUGGAGUUAUAUACCAAAGCUGGGUUGUUAACAGUGAGAUGUCCUAUUGAUGAAGUUUUGUGAUGGGGAAAAUUGACUGGAGUCGAUAUAUUGACCAGAGAUCACUGCUCAUGUGAGAGAACCAGUCUGUACAGUUGAGGUUCAUUGCCAGCAGACUAACUGGCUUACUGUUAAUUAUAUCUGUGCGGCUAUAACCACUGAUAUUGUUUUUUCGUGUCCUGCUCGCCUGCAAACUCGGUGCAGUCAGUUAUGACCUGACAUGCAGUUAAGCACAACAAGAAGUUACGGUUUUGCGUGCACAUUCCUAUUGUGAUAGAUAUUUUAAUCACAAGCAGACAGAUCUUCGUGUGUGAAACAGUGUUGUGUUGAUAGAUGUCCUGGGUCCAUUAUCUGUCAUAUUUCUGUGAGUGGAGCCAAUUUUCAUGAGCGAUGGGAGUCUUCCAUUAAGCUUCCAGCAACACAUGUAAUUGAAACAAGUGAGUCAAGGCAAUUAGACAAGACAAGAUGAAAGUCUAAGUUACAGAACUGGUGGUGGGUUGUUUUUCCACAUGAAUACAGAAGGAUUAUUAUUAUUUGAAAAUAUUACUGAUGUUGACUAUCCUCCUUGCUGUUUAUCUGUACAAGUGAAUGCAAGAGCUUGGGAUGGUGUACUGUGUAUUUAAUUUGAUUGCUUUUUCAUGAGGGAAAACAGCAGGAGGUACUGACAAAUGCCUUAAAUUGUGAAUGCUUAUUGAGAGAACAGACUUUAUAGCAAUCAUGUUGUUGUUAUCUUCUGUUACAAACACCAAGCAGUCAUAGGAGAAAAACAUUUCAAGGACUGUUAAUUCUAUUUUAAUGAAGUAAGAUACAUGAAGUGCAGAAUACUCAACAAAUGCACUGGAUUUGGAAAACACACAAUUGAGGUGGAGUAAAUUAUCUGAUAAAAGCUGUGCCAAAAACAUGACGGAAAUGUUACCAAACUGCAAGGAAUUCCUGUAUGUAAAAGAAAAACAGAAAUCAUAACAAUGUAAAGUGUUUUUAUUUCAAGACGGUAGAUAGGAUGUCAAAGCAGAUAUAAGGAAAUUUUGUAUGUUCAAAAAAACAAAAAAACAAACAUAUGACAGGGUAAACUUGAGGAUUUGUCAAGAUGGCCGAUAUAAGAACAUUUUGUAUAUUUUAAAAAACAAUUUCAUGACAGUGUAAAGUUGUUUUUUUCAAGAUGGCUGACAUAAUGUGAGAACAGAUAUAAGGAAAUAUUGUAUGUUUAAAAAAGUAAAAUAAUAAAUGAUAGUGUAAAGUUGAGGUUUCUUUUCCAAGAUGGCUGAAGUGGUGUUCACAUUUGAAACGUUCCUGACUAUCGUGAUCUCCCUUCUGAUCAUCACUCUGAACUGCCUGAUUCUGAUGGUGGCCUGCUGGACGCAUUCCUUCAGGAACGUCAACCGAUGCUUCCUCUUCUCCAUGAUUGCAUCCGAUCUGUUCAUGGGCAUAUUCGUCACUCCAUUCUCCAUCUUCAACUCGCUGUACAACAAGUGGAUUUUUAACAGCAACGCCUUCUGUUACAUUGAAGGUUAUCUGACAGCCAUUUUUCUAAUAUCUGGUCUCUAUUCUCUGACGUGGAUGAACGUGGAUCAUUAUGUUGCCAUUCGGAAACCGGAACGCUACAAAGUUGUUAUGUCCGCUCCGAGAUCAGCCUGCUGGGUUAUUUUCGCUUGGAUUGCAGCAAUCUGUUUUUCCUGCCCUCCUUUAUUCUCCCUGAAAAAAGCGAGAUACUAUGCCGAAGCAUUCAUUUGCGUGAUCGACGCCAAACCGCAGAGGUACUAUUUCUUGACGGCAGGUUCGCUCGUCACGAUUCCAUGUGUCUUGACACUUGUUUUCACCAAUGUGUAUCUGUUCACAAAGUCAUACCAGACGCGUUUAAACAUAUACCAGCGUGUGUUCACAGACCGCGCGACCCGGCCCUGGAACUACCACAUCAGCAUGGUCGUGUCGGUCGUAUAUACUGCCACGUGGACGCCGUUCUGCGUGCUGCGGCUCUACGAGGUCGCACACAACUACCAGGUGUACACGCCAACCCUGCUGCACUUCUACUUCUUCUGGCUCGGCAUCAGUAACUCUUUCAUCAAGUUCUUCAUAUACCUGAUCAUGAGCCGGGAGUUUAGGGACGGGCUCUACGAGGUUUUCAACGCCGGCAGUUUAGACUGUUCGUGCUCAGGUUGUGCGAGCUCCAGCAGCAAUGUGAAUAUUAAUCACAUCACCAAUUCUAAAAUGGAUUAUAUGAAAAGUAAGGAACCCUUGCAGAAUGUGUGAAUGUACUAGUAUAUGCUACAUGUACCUGUAUAUUUGUAUAUUAUUCAUUGUUAAGUAGUUACUGAUUGAGAGACAUUAUAUCUUGUUGGAGCAUAUACAUGUGUACAUCAGUAUAUAUCAAAACUGUUACAAGAAAAGUGGCAAAUAAGUGCAAUGUUUGUAAUUAUGUAUUGUAUCUUUCUAAUUAUGUUGUUGUAUUCUUGAUUUUACUAUGUACCAUACCAUAUCUAAAAAUACCUACCAUAUUGCCUAACUAAUCCCAUUUUCUCUUCACUGACUCUAUUUUCAUUCCACAAAUGUUCUCAAAUUUCGUUUCAACUCGAUACAUUUACAAGCAGAUUGAGUUACAUGUAUAUAUAUAUACCAAAAAGCCUGUCUGCAUAAUUAAACAACCUAAUUGUUUUGAAUGUAUUUUUAUCCCUGCAUGAUUGAAUCAGGUCUAUAUUAUUUAUUGUUGCUAUGACAUACUGAACAUUGCAAGCACUACGCCAAAGAUGAGCAUUUGUGUUGUUAUCACAUUGAAUGGUUCUUAAUUGUGCCAGGUACAUACAUAUUUAACUGCAGGUGUAUUUUUUCUUUGAUGUGCUUUAAAGGUAGUCUCAAAGUUGCAUAAUGGAAGCUUCCCUCCAAAAUUAUUUAUUAACUUUUCCUUUGAAAUACAUGUAUAAAUAUUUCAUCUUCAACUACAAUGUAUAUGCGUAUACAAAAUUACAACCAAAUACAGUCAAACUUCGUUAACUCGAAGUUGAAGGGGAAUACGAAAUAGUUCCAGUUUCAGGGAGUUCGAGUGUUCGAAAUUUGUACAGCAGACCUCAGAGUGAAACUGCAUUGCAGUAUUAUCAUUUCGUUGAUAUCGGAUGUUAGCACAUUUCUUCUGUGUAUAUGAUAAAACUAAGUAAAUAUUAACAGAAACGAGAUAAAUCCGAUCCAUUUGACGUACAUCUCUAUGUACUUUUAUUGUAUUAAUUGACAGUAAAGUAAAAAAAAAAAACGAAAACUGAAAGCACGUACUUACAUAUAACUGGAAGUAAGCGAUAAAUUAAAGUUGAUGUAUUUUUCAAAUGUCAAAACAAGGCGGAACAUAACGUUGUAAUAAAUUAAAAUACUGAAUGUCGAUUAGCACUAAGUACGUUUGUUUAUCAAAUAAAAAAUACACAAUAUAAAUAGCAAAAUUAUUGUAAAUCACAAAAAUCAUUUUAAAAACCCUCACUAACAUAGCGAGACAUAACAUAACAAAUCAUACAGCCAAAUAGCACUAGGUUAUGUACUCUUUUUUUUAGAUAUAAAACAUUCACAACAGUACAAAAUAAUUUAUAGCUCUCAAAUCACAAAGUACAAAGAGCAGAACUAUCCGAAAUUUUUUGUAAUUAGAGAUUGUUUGGCACACUUGCUUAAAAAAUUGUCUUUCAUUACUGUGUCUGUAAUCUUGCACAGAUUGAGCAGCAUUUCUUCCGAAUGUUCACGGUUCUGCAAACAAACAGCAUUAAUUGUUAUUACAACAGUUCUUUGAAGAUUACAAGACUAUCCGUACUUUGUGUAAUGAGGCCCACUGCCGUGUACAAACACCGACAACCCAAUGCAGGCAUGUAGGAUCAUUUCGUUCCGCAUAGUCGGCGAUCUAUUAUUCUGUAAUUACCGCGUGUAUCAUCGAUAGCCGAGACCAGUCGGGGCACUCACGCUUGGCAUGGGUGACAAUUCAUUUUUCUUUAAAGUAUUACCGGUACAGUUAAAAGGCUCAGUCACUCCACAAACUUUGAGUUUUGGAAGUCCAAUAUCCCUUUUUUUUUUUUAUGGUGGGACCACAAAAUUACUUCGAGAGAUAGAGUUUUUCGAAUGUUCGAA
Molecule: messenger RNA, 4525 nt
Organism: Gigantopelta aegis
Lineage: Eukaryota; Metazoa; Mollusca; Gastropoda; Neomphalida; Peltospiridae
Product: histamine H2 receptor-like
Exons: 2
Coding region: 1694-2683 (329 amino acids)
Biological process (GO): G protein-coupled receptor signaling pathway
Cellular component (GO): membrane
Molecular function (GO): G protein-coupled receptor activity
Source: RefSeq, a predicted model, not a curated record